Molecule: messenger RNA, 7592 nt
Organism: Meriones unguiculatus (Mongolian gerbil)
Lineage: Eukaryota; Metazoa; Chordata; Mammalia; Rodentia; Muridae
Gene: Zbtb8b
Product: zinc finger and BTB domain containing 8B
Exons: 4
Coding region: 112-1566 (484 amino acids)
Biological process (GO): regulation of transcription by RNA polymerase II
Molecular function (GO): protein binding; DNA-binding transcription factor activity, RNA polymerase II-specific; RNA polymerase II cis-regulatory region sequence-specific DNA binding
Source: RefSeq, a predicted model, not a curated record
GGCGCAGGUGAAUGAAAGGGGGGCGUGUCCGUACGCGCAGCUCGCGGGCGGCGGCUGGAACCCGGUGCCAGAGCUCCAGGCCCCGCCAGGGCAGCAGCGGCUGGUGGAGAGAUGGAGGCGCAGUCCUAUUGCGCCAAGCUCUUGGGGGAGUUGAAUGAGCAGCGGAAAAGGGACUUUUUCUGUGAUUGCAGCAUCAUCGUGGAAGGGCGCAUCUUCAAGGCCCACAGGAACAUUCUGUUUGCUAACAGUGGCUACUUCCGUGCCGUGCUCAUCCACUACAUUCAGGACAGCGGGCGGCACAGCACAGCCUCCUUGGACAUUGUCACCUCCGACGCCUUCUCCACCAUCUUAGACUUCCUCUACUCCGGGAAGCUGGACCUGUGUGGCGAGAACGUGAUUGAAGUUAUGUCAGCUGCCAGCUACCUGCAGAUGAACGACGUGGUCAACUUCUGCAAGGCAUACAUCAGGUCGUCCCUCGACAUAUGCCGGAAGAUGGAGAAGGAGGCUGCGGUGGCCGCAGCCGUGGCGGCGGCGGCUGCGGCGGCGGCGGCCGCUGCUGCAGCUCAUCAGCUAGACGGUGGAAGUCCGAGUUCAGGACUGGAGGGCACUUCCUGUGGUGCCAAGAGCUUUGUCUCCUCCCCGAUGGAGGGAGAGGGGAGCGUGGACUGUACAAGAGCGUCCCCUUGUGAAGAGUGCCGUCCCUUGGAGCUGGUGCUGAAAGACAGCCAGGGCGCUGGGGUCUCUGACGGUGACCUUUCUAUUGUGCCCAGACGGGUUGAACCUAAGGUGGAGUUUGGUGUUGCCGGAGCGGAGGCGGAGGCUGGCGAACAGCUGCAGUAUGGCACCCCGCUGGUGCCGGCGGAGGAAGCCCUGCCCAGUCACCAGGCCUUAGAUUUGACUUACGGCAGCUACCACGUGAAGCAGUUCCUGGAGGCCCUCCUGCGCAGCGGUGCUGUCCAGAGCAAAGAGGACUCAGAGCAUCCCCUCUCUCAGGGUUUGGAGGGAAGACUGGAAGGCGCAGGAGUGGCCAUGAGUUCGGUGAUGGAUGGUCAGAAUGACUGGUAUAGAGAGGACUCAGGUGACGUGCUGGUGGUUCCCAUCAAGCUCCACAAGUGUCCUUUCUGUCCCUACACUGCCAAACAGAAGGGCAUCCUCAAGCGGCACAUCCGCUCCCACACGGGCGAGCGGCCUUAUCCCUGUGAGACCUGCGGCAAGAGGUUCACGCGCCAGGAGCACCUUCGGAGCCAUGCCCUGAGCGUCCACAGAUCCAACCGCCCAAUGAUCUGCAAAGGCUGCCGAAGGACCUUCACGAGCCACCUGUCGCAGGGGCUGCGGCGCUUCGGGCUGUGUGACAGCUGCACCUGCGUCACAGACGCUCACGAGGAGGAGGAGCUGGUGCCGGUCAACCUUAGCCUGGCGGAGGCGUCUUCCGAAAGCCACGAGAAGAGCGACACGGACGACUGGCCCAUCUACGUGGAGUCCGGCGAGGAGAACGACCCCGCGGCGGAGGAGGCCGACGACGGGCCGCACCCUCGGCCCCACGCUCUCCCGGCCGAGCGGCGCUGACGUUGCAGCCGCCCGGGAUCGGCUGUGAGGUUUUGGUGUUAACUGCUCGUUCUUACGGUGACAGGCACCGCUUGUUUGACUGUGAAAGUCGGGGAUUGUCUGCCCGCAGUCCUGUCACUUUGGUUAGGCUACGUGUGCGAUGGAGGCUGGGUGUUGGGGCUCCGAAGACUGAUUGAGGUUUUCGGGUGGGUCCCGAGGGGUUUGUUGGCCCCUCCUUGGUUCUGAGCGCAUCAAGGUUGGCCUUGAGGCCUCCUCACUUUCCUGCUGAGGAGCUGACUCUGGGGGGAGCCUGCUUCUGAAGAGGCGGCAAGAAUAUGUCGUCAGGACACCCUCCCUUGCAGGGCGUUUCAUAGAGAAUUCUGGGGAUCUGCGCCGACUACGUGGUCAUGGUUAGACUGUGCUUCCAAAGGCCCUGAGCUAUGUGACACAAACACUGAGAUGAAUUGCGAGUCCGUUAGGGCCCCCUUGCUUGCCCAACUGAAGGAAGUUAAAUGAGCCCCUCAAAAGAGCCUGUGAGCCAGGGCGGGGAAGUGUCCCUGUCUGUUCUGCUAUUGACAAUUCUAUACACACAAAUACCCUGUUCUGAGCUUUUAAAACAAGUCGUCUGGGCGAAGCUCAAAAUGCUCCCCUGCUUUUCUUAGUCAUUUCCAAGAGUCCUCUCAGGGCAGCCUGGAAAUGUAUGUCCCGCUGGCACUCUUUCACCUCGCUUAUGCCCAGACUUUAGUUGGGGGAAGCGCACACCUGACUAACGUGCUAUUUCUAGGUCAUUCGGCUUUCAGAAGAUUUUCUAGAAGGAAGGAGCUGGCUGGAACAGGUUUUAAGCCAGCCUGCUUUUGCACCCACACUGCAGCCAGGUCACAAAGUGUCAAAUGACAGGAAAGACAGUGGAUGAAGGGUGUGCUAUGCUAGGAGCCACCUUCCUAGGCUUUCCUUGUGUUAAAGUAUCCAGAGUGGACUUAAAAAAAAUAUCCCCUUGUCUUCCUUAAUUUCAAUACAGUUUCAAAAGGCAGUGAGGUCACCCGUCUUUCUGCCUCUUGAACAAUAACUAAACAGGAAGCUUUUAUAAAUUGGUUUGUCUGGUCUUUGAAGAGUUAAAGCCUUUCUUGGUUGGUUGGUUGGUUUGUUUUGAGACAGGGUCUCUCUGUGUAGCCUUGGCUGCCCUGGAUCUCACUAUGUAGACCAGGCUGGCCUCGCACUCACAAAGAUGUGACAGCCUUUGCUUCGCAAGGGUCUGGAAUUAAAGGUAUGCACCACUGGAGAUACAGUCCAUUGCCUGUCAUUAGGAAGGGCCUGGGUCCAAUCCUAGUACUGCAAUAAACAGAUACCUAAUUUUGUGUGGUCUACACGAAAAAAGAAGCCAUUUAAAAAAAAAGAAAGAAAGCGAAGAGGCUGGAAAGAUGGCUCAGCAGUUAAGAGCAGAGGUUGCGAACCUGGGUUCAGUUCCCAGCAAUGACGUGGUAGCUCACAACGGUCUGUAACUCCAGUUCCAGGAGAUCUGACACCCUUACAGCAAUGCACAUAAAAUAAAAUAAGUUAUAAGGAAAAUGGUAAACUGCAUUAAGAAAGCAGAGUCUUUUGAUUUCAUUUGGUUUUGGUUUCCUCAGUGGCAGGUGCUGUAUCCAGGACUUGUUGGGCAAGUGCUCUCUUAUAGACUUAAAUACUGUGCCCCUGGAAAGGUGUUUUAAGUCCUGGGACAGUACUCUGAAGCUGUGGUGACACUUUUUUAAAAGUUUAUUUUACGUAUGUGAAUGCUCUAUCUGCAUGCCGGAAGAGAGCAUCAGAUCCCAGUAUAGACGGUUGGGAGCCACUGUGUGGUUGCUGGGAUCGAACCCAGGACCUGUGGAAGAGCAGACGGUGCUCUUAACCUCUCUCUGGCCCCCUGUGGUGAUGCUUUAUGCUGCUGUGAUGUCCACACCUGGUUAGUGGCUUUGUCUUCUUGAACAAGGCAUGGACCAGCUCAGGCGUGGCUCCCUAGUGAGCCCCGUCACAUAAAGACUAAUACCAGACAGGCGUAGUGGCACAUGCCUUUAUUAAUCACGGCAGCACUCACGAGGCAGAGGCAGGCGAAUCUCUAUGAGUUCAAGGCUAAGCUGGUCUAUAUAGUGAGUUCCAGGCUAGUCACUGAUACAUAGUGAGACCAUCUCAAAAACACAAAGAAAAAGUUUUAAAAUAAGUCAAAGGUUUGAGAGUUUUAAAAGCCAGUCUUUUAUCACAUGUCAUCUUAAAAAAAAAAAAAAAAAAAGACUACAUUAUCUGGGUGGUGGCGGCAAACGUCUUUAAUCCCAGUACUUGGGAGGCAGACACAGGAGUUUCUCCGAGUUCGAGGCUAGCCUAGUCUACAGAGGGAGUUCCAGGGCUACGUAGAGAAACCCUGUCUUGGAAAACAAAACAAAAAAGAAGAAAAAUAAAAGGAAAAUAAAACAACAACAAACUAAAUAAAGAAGCUAAGAUGUGGCUCAAUGAUAGAGCACUUUCCUUGCAAUGCUAGGGCAUGGAUGCAGUCCUCAGCAUUGCAAAACACAUUAACUCACUAGAUCAAGUUACAAAUUGACUUUUAUUUUUUGUUUGUUUGAUGCAGGGUUUCUCUGUGUAGCCCUGGCUGUCCUGGAACUUACCUUGUAGACCAGGCUGGCCUCAAACUCAGAUCUGCCUGCUGCUGUCUGAGUGUUGGGAUUAUAGGGUGUGCGCCACCUUGCUGGGCUACAAAUCUAUUAUCAGGGUCCAGAAAUACUUUUCUUGCCUAAGACAAAAAUAUUAGUUGUUGGGGCUGGAGAGAUGGCUCAGCAGUUAAGAACACUGGCUGCUCUUCCAGAGGUCCUGGGUUCAAUUCCCAGCAACCUCGUGGUGGCUCACAACCAUCUGUAAUGAGAUCUGGCGCCCUCUUCUGGCAUGCAGGUGUACAUGCAGAUGCAGCACUCAUAUACCUAAGAUAAAACUUACAAAAACUUAAAAAUAUUAGCUGUUUUUCAAUGGGGGAUAUGUUGGUGCACACUUGUGAGAGCCUGGUUCUGAGGAGGUAGCAGAAAUAUAUCAUUUAAAUAUAAAAGUUUAAAAAUCAGUAGUACCAAGAUUGAGAAGUGCUAGAUAUAAAGCGGGGUGUUUUGUUUUGUUUUAAAUGAUCUUUCAUGAUGGUCUUCAUUUUGUGGUCUGUUUCUGAGACCAGACGUUUCAUAGUUUGCCCAGUGCCUGAUGUCGGUUUAUGAUCUAGAAACUUCGAAAUUCAGCCGUGUAUGGUGGGAAACACCUGGAAGAGGGAUAGGGAAGAGGAGGACCUUUGGAUCAGGAGUUUCAGGUCAACCUCAGCUACAAAACAAGUUCUUAAGAAGUUGUGUCAGAGGGCAUGGUGGCCUGCACUUUUGAUCCCAGCACUCCAGAGGCAGAAGCAGGUGGACCUCUGUGAGGUGGAAGCCAGCCUGGUUUACCUAAUGAGUUCCAGGCCAACUACGGCCUGUUUCAAAAAAUAAAACGGAGAGGCUGGAGAGAUGGCUUAGUGCUUAAGAGCCCUUAUUGCUCUUGCAGAGGAGCCAAGUUCGGUUCCCAGCCUGAGGCUGCCUGUCUCUGCAACUUUAUGCGCAUCUGAUGCCUCUCCUCCCUUGGGGCACCUGCACUCAUGUGCACACUCACACCCACAGAGUUACUCGAAAAUAUCUAAGAGAAAAACCUGAAAGAGAAAGAAAGAAAGAGAAGAAAGAACAAAUGAAAAGUCUUUCACUCUGGUUUACAUACCCAGAAUCGUUCAUUCCUGUCUGACAUUUUCUUGUUUCGGGGUUUGUUCCUUCUUAUUGAUUUCUUUUUAUAGUUUUUGUCUUUUCUUUUUUGGUUUUUCAAGGCAGGGUUUCUCGGUGUAGCCUUGACUGUCCUGGGACCCACUUUGUAGACCAGGCUGGCCCCAAACUCACAGAGAUCCACCUGCCUAUGCCUCCCAGGUGCUUGGAUUAAAGGCAUGGGCCAUCAUGACCAGCAAAAGUGGCCAUUUUUGUCAAAUGAGUCUGUCUCACAGCGGCAGAAUUUGGGGAGGAAAAUGGGCUGUAAAGCCGGUGUGUGUAUAGUGCUCAUUCUCUGUGGUGCCCCAGAUUGUUCAUCCCUGGUUGACUUUUUGGAAUUUGUGCAGUGUACAUUAUACUAAGUGGCUUGUGUACCCUGUCAUUUUUUUAAUAGCUGCUUCUUUGGUGGACGCUGUCAGAGCAUGAACUGGUCUCCUUUCCAGUGUGCUUUCACGUUCAGUGAGCAGUAUUUAUUAUCCUUAGUAUCUUCAACGUUUAACUCAUGGUGCUAAUGGCUUAAAAGUAUUAGGAUGAUACUGGGGAUUGAAACUAAGCAAACAGUAUGCCACUGAGUCAUACCUGCAGCCCAUGGUGACUUUUUUUUUUUUUAAGACAGGGUUUUUAUGUGUAGCCCUGGCUAUCUAUGUUGACUUUUUUGUUUGUUUGUUUGUUUGUUUUGCUUUGUUUUGUUUUCGAGACAGGGUUUCUCUGUGUAGCCCUGGCUGUCCUGGACUUGCUUUGUAGACCAGGCUGGCCUUGAACUCACAGUGACCUGCUUUACCUCUGCCUCCCCAGUUGCUGGGACUAAAGGCGUGCACCCCCACACCCGGCACAUGCUGACAUUUUUAUAAGUAAAUUCACAGUUGGGCCCAACACUGACCAUUAGUGACUGAGUUAAUAUCAUUGCAUCUUUCUGGCAUGUUCAGUCUAAGUUUACAAGAAGGUAGUUUUGUCUCAUAGCAGAUACAGUGCAUAGAUGGGCUCAUGAUACAAACUUGAAAUGAAAUUUAGUGGUACUUGAAAUGAGAGGUAGUGGGUACAUGCUGUUAAUUCCGGCAGAGGUAGGCAGCGCUCUGUAGUGUUCAUGGUAGCCAGUGCUACAUAGUAAGACUCCGAUGACCCCAUCCCCCAAAAGGAAGAAGAAAAGAAGAAAUUACGGUGUGCAUGAUUUCUGAUCCUUGUACAGAAAGAUGGUAUUUUUCUGCAUUCUUCUCUUGUCCCUGGUUUAACCCUUAGUGCCAUAAAGAAAAAAGGGGGGAAGAAAUCCCUGGUAUUAGGGUGAGAAUUACGUGCUUUUGGCAAGUACCAAGCUUGGUGAUUUUACAGGGAGACAUCCACUUCAGAUACACAUCUUGGCGACGUGUAACGGGUUUAUGAAAUAUCUGUCAUGAAGACCUUGCAGGGUAUAACCAGGGUUUUUCUUUAGAAGUAGAGUGCAGACCUGUGAUCCCAGCACUCAGGGAGGCAGAGGCAGGUGGAUCUCUGUGCGUUCGAGGCCAGCCUGGUCUUACAAAGUGAGUCCACGACAGCCAAGGCUACACAGAGAAACCCUGUCUCAAAUAAACCAAGAAAAGAAGGAGGAGGAGGAGAAAAGAGACAUUCCAGAUGCUUGCAUGUCAUUUACUAUCCAUCUCCUUGAGGAGCACCCUCUGUUCCCGGGGAAAAAAGAAGCGAACAGUAUUGCUAUGCUUUCUAGGGGCUCCACAGACGUGAAGGUUUAGAUACAUUCGAUACAUGAGCUCCUACAGUUGGCAGCAGGUAAGAACCGGUUAAUAUGCUUCUGUGAGGUCCCUGAAGCUGUCCAUACGGCAAAGCUCAGGUGCAGGACACGGAGCGCACAAGGAUGGACUUUGCCUCGGAUCUUAGGUCUUCUGUGACAGACAACCUCAGACGUAGCUGCCAGGGUCUCAGUAAGACACGGGUUGGGGGUUACUCGGAUGCUUGUAUUUUGAUGCUAAUUACUGGCCCUCAAGAUCUGAUCAUUGCCCUAUCCUUGUUGUGUAAACCUGCCUAAGACACUGUUCCUGAUUGUUGAUUAAAAGGCCUAAAAGCUGGAAAGGGCAGAAUGGGGUAGGCGUGGCUAAGGUUCCCCAGGCUUUGGGUUCCGGAGAAUCAUGGGAAGCAGACAGACAAGCAGGAAGAGAGGAGGAAGGAGGACACCACGAUGGGCUGUGUCUGGAACUCACUUUGUAAACCAGGCUAGCCCCAAACUCACAGAUCCUCUUGCCUCUGUUUCCCUUCCGGAGUGCUGGGAUUAAAGGU